Messenger RNA from Achroia grisella, 600 nucleotides. RefSeq names its product large ribosomal subunit protein bL21m (gene mRpL21). NCBI's taxonomy places the organism in Eukaryota, Metazoa, Arthropoda, Insecta, Lepidoptera, Pyralidae. Gene Ontology annotation, molecular function: structural constituent of ribosome. Gene Ontology annotation, cellular component: mitochondrial large ribosomal subunit; ribosome. Bases 16 to 546 code for a protein of 176 amino acids. The transcript is spliced from 2 exons. The record is from RefSeq and is a predicted model, not a curated record.
AUAUAAUAAAGAAAAAUGGCUAUGAUUAGAACUGGUUUACAGAAAUUUGCCAAUAUAAUUAGUAAAGGACCAGGUGGCAUUUUAUCAAGAUUCGUCACAAGUUUAGCGCCAACAGAAAAAAAUGCGCCAGAAACUACUAAAGACGUUAUUGCUUGUUGCAAUAAAUUAAUAGAAGAGAAUAAAUCAAGAAACUUCGCCAUAAUACAUUUGCUGGGAAAACAGUGGCGAGUGACAGACGGUGACCUGCUAGUAGUAGAAGGUUACUGGCCACCGAACAUUGGAGAUAAGAUCAAAUUGGAAAAGGUGUUACUCGCUGCAACAAAGGACUUUUCUCUGAUUGGUCGACCUCUUGUACAGCCAGGACUAGUUAAUGUAACUGCUACUAUAAUUUCUAAAGGACUUUCGCACACCCGCACACAUUUCAAGAAGAAGAGGAGGAAACAAUUUAUGAGAAUCAACUUCCAACGAGCACAACAAACAAUGCUUCGAAUAAACUCUGUAGAAAUUACUAAUAAGAUCAAUGAACCAGCUAAAAAUAUAUUUUAAACAUAGUAUUAGGAACUCAUUUACUAAGAAUCAAUAAAACAAACAAUAUGUAGU